AACAGUUCUGAGGUCCGUGCUUUCUGAUUUAAAAUGGACAAGCAUUGAAAUAUCCAGUUGAAUUGAUCGUUGCUUUACAUAUUUCAUGCGCGAUCGUAAAACAAAGCAGAUGGAAUUCUACAGCACAAAGUUAUACUUCUGUUUCCACUAAUUAACAAAAUAUGCAAGUCAGUCGCCUGGCCAAGAGCGUCACUUUUGCCGCGUGCAGCCCCUACUCCAGCGUGGCUCUGCGAGGUUUGUCUUCAAUCAGUAUUAUGUCCAGGCUGUUUGGAGGCUCAUUCAGCGAGCCUAAACCGAAGAAAGUUCCCAGCUACCUAAAGGUGCAUGGUGUUGAAAUCCAGGACGAGUUUCAAUGGUUAAAAGAUCGUGGAUCUAGGGCUGUACGCAAUUAUGUCAAACAAGAAAACAGAUAUUGUGAUGCUGUGUUGUCUGAUACAGAAGCUUUCCAGGAGAAUCUGACAAAUGAGAUGAAAGACUGGUUUCAUAAGCAUUUUGAUGAUGAGUCUGUUCCAGAAGAACUAGAUGGUUAUAUCUAUUAUUUGAGCAAUCCUCCCAAAGACUCUUACCUACCUGUGUAUUGUAGAAGAAAAAUAUCAGAAGAUGGUUCUUAUGGUGACCCAGAAACAAUACUAGACCAGAAUGAGUUAAAAGAACGAUACAAUUAUGUUUCAAUACCAAGAAUUAAAAUAUCUCCCUCAGGAAGGUACAUAGGUUUUUUGCUGGACAAAAGUAAUACUGGGAUGUACACCUUGUUUGUCACCGAGGCACAUGAAGGGAUCAUAAAUUUUAUUGAUGCCAUACCAAAUGUUGUAAAUUUUGAAUGGGGAUGCGAUGACCUCACCAUUUACUACAGCAGACCAGAUGAACAAAAUCGACCAUUUGCUGUGUUAAUGCACAAAACCUGUCAGAGUGUUCUAACAGAUGUUGUUCUGCAUGAAGAGAAAGAUGAAAGAUUUAUUGUUGAUGUAAGUGCCACUAAAGACAGGGAAUUUAUUACAAUCAACUGCAACUCAAGGUCAACAUCUGAGGUUAGCAUUGUAGACAUCAAGGAUGGUUCAUUUGUUUGUAAACCUCUCCACCCAAGGCAACAGGGAAUGGAAUACUAUGUGGAUCAUAGAGAUGAUCAGUUUUAUAUAAUAACAAAUGCGGAUGAAAAAAACUAUCGAGAUGGAACUCACAUACCUGUCACGUUAUUUCAUCACAAAGAUCUAAAAAAGGAAGGAAGCAAUCCCCUACUUCUACAUGUUUAUGGCUCCUAUGGUAUCAAUGUCAACAUGGGUUUUGAUGUGGAAAGGAUCAGUCUGUUAAAACGGGGAUGGUGUCUUGCUUUCUGUCAUGUCAGAGGUGGUGGAGAACUUGGACGGGAGUGGUACUUAGAUGGAAAGUUACAGAAUAAACAUAAAGGCUUUGAGGAUUUUGAAGCUUGUGCUAAAGCACUGCAUAAUUUGGGGUAUUCCAACCCACAGUUAACGGCAGCACGCGGGACAAGUGCAGGGGGAUUGAUAGUGGGAGCCGUCUGUAACAGAUCACCUGAGUUAUUUAAGGCAGUUAUUCUUAAGGUUCCAUUUUUAGAUAUUUUGACGUCAAUGUUGGACCCUUCUCUUCCAUUGACAGUUCAGGAAUAUGAAGAGUGGGGUGAACCUGGGUCCAAUGAAAGUGAUUUUCAUUACAUUAAAUCCUACUGUCCGUACCAGAACAUUAAAGAUCAGGUGUACCCUUCAGUGAUGGUGACCACGGCAAUGAAUGAUGAUCGUGUGCCUUACUGGCUGCCCCUGAAGUGGGUCGCUCGACUAAGAGAUCAGUUGUCUCACCAUGCCCAGGGAGAAAAGCCCCUGGUAGUCUGUCAUGUUGAAUACUAUGGAGGACACUCAGAAACAGAAGGAGUGUACCACAGAAUUGAAAAGGCAGCAAAGGAGUACGCUUUUCUUUUCAAGGCAUUAGGACUGCCCCUGGAGUAAUAUUUGAACUUUGUUCUGUGGAUGAUGACAGCUUUAGAUAAAGAGGUGGAAGGAUCGUGGACUGUGACGUUUUACUUGCUACGAAGUAGUGAAUAAAAUAUUAUGAAAGGGGUAGAUUCUUAACUGCUUUUUUAGUUUAUUUUACGUUUUUCUAAUAAAAGCUUUACACGCUUUAAAAUCCUUCACGCUGUCAUAUUGACGUCAUAAACUACCAGGAAACUUUGCGAGGUAAAACGUGGCGACUAGUGGGAAAAUUGAAGAUAAAAGAUCCGAAAACGAAACACUCAGUAUUCAAGUCAGUUGAAUUUUUUUUUUCCUUUUGAGCGAAGCCCAUGUUGUAAACCAUCAAGUCAGUUUUAAAUCAUAUCAAACUUAUGGUCUAGAGCUUAAGCGUUUUUCAGCCGAGAAUUCCAUUAAAUUAAUUAUGCUUUAAAACGUCUUUU
Pocillopora damicornis (cauliflower coral) is the source of this 2401-nucleotide messenger RNA. Its product is annotated as prolyl endopeptidase-like. Gene Ontology annotation, molecular function: serine-type endopeptidase activity. The record is from RefSeq and is a predicted model, not a curated record. Gene Ontology annotation, biological process: proteolysis. Lineage: Eukaryota; Metazoa; Cnidaria; Anthozoa; Scleractinia; Pocilloporidae.